UGGACAUGUUGGCACGGCGGGCCCACCGCCGGCGGCAACAUUUCUAGCUGUCCUUGUUGUCCAUUUUUCAGGUGCAUUGCUCAUUGCUCGGGCGGAUCCAGAGUUAAGUUACAUAUGCCUCAGGGCGUACGCUUUGAGAUCUACGAUGCAACAAGCUCGAGUGUCGACAGGAGUACCGUGAAUCGAGGGACACAGCGUAGCCGACCGGAUCUCGUGCUACUGGCCAUUCAUUGGACAAUUGGACGAAGUUCCGUGUGGUCGUUGGCUUGUGCAGGUCUCGUGGGGAACGGCGAAAAUGAAAGAUUGGUCGACGACAACGGCCGUUGAAACGAGUGGAGGGAAGAUGGCGAUAGAAUAGUGGUAUGCGAGGACGGCAAAGGAAAAACGAAUGCCGAGUUCCAGGAAGAGAAAGCGUGGA
Messenger RNA from Stereum hirsutum FP-91666 SS1, 418 nucleotides. RefSeq lists its product as uncharacterized. The annotation marks the transcript as partial. The record is from RefSeq and is a predicted model, not a curated record. The transcript has 4 exons. Lineage: Eukaryota; Fungi; Basidiomycota; Agaricomycetes; Russulales; Stereaceae.